Messenger RNA from Oncorhynchus gorbuscha (pink salmon), 2176 nucleotides. Its product is annotated as fibroblast growth factor 12-like. Gene Ontology annotation, biological process: cell differentiation; positive regulation of protein phosphorylation; fibroblast growth factor receptor signaling pathway. The transcript has 6 exons. Gene Ontology annotation, molecular function: growth factor activity; fibroblast growth factor receptor binding. The record is from RefSeq and is a predicted model, not a curated record. The coding region runs from base 1203 to 1976 and encodes 257 amino acids. NCBI's taxonomy places the organism in Eukaryota, Metazoa, Chordata, Actinopteri, Salmoniformes, Salmonidae. Gene Ontology annotation, cellular component: cytoplasm.
CAGCACACCGUUAUUUUGGAGAUCCGCGCUCUCCGUCUCUCUCUUACGCAUACACGUACACUCUCUCUCUUACAUGCACGUGUACAGACACACACUCUCUCCCUUACUCCGCUGCCCCUCCUGCCUCUCGCUCUCUCCGUGCCCCUCUCAUUUAUUCUGUGCCCCGGAGAAUUCCUCAUCCAAACCUCAAUCACGUAUGAUUGCGUAGAGUGAGAGAGAUCGAAAGGUGAGCCCAUUCACGCUUGCCUGGUCGGCGAUAGCACACGCCACACAUCCAUACGGAACGCAUUGGAAAUACUCCUUUAGGCUACACCAAUGGUUUGUGGGCAAUAAGAAAACAAAUGCGUUUGGGGUAAUCUUUAUAGCCUACCUACGGACAAUAAUAACAACAAAACGCAUAUUUGUUUUCUCUCAUCGUAAAAGCCCAAAUCACCAUGUUGCUGCUGCAUUCUCGCAGACCAUUGUCUUUCCCGGAGAGUGCUCGCGGUGUCUGCUACUGGUAGAGGUGCUGGUGCGCUGGCACAAAUGCCCGUAGUCCUCGAGAGCGAGUGGGGCAGCCAAACAGACAGUCACCUAGCUCUCGUCGCCUCUCGAUUCGGCGUUGUAAUUUGGCUUAAUACGUUGAAAAGUUACGAGGCGUUGCAUUAACGCAGCUGUUGAUGAAUUUGUUUACAGUGGAGUUUAAGGUGUCCCGAAUGCUGGAUAUUUUGCCACUUACCGACUUUCCGUGCACAUGAGGAUUGCACAGAGUCGAUCUUGUCAGACUUGGCGCCAUUCAACUGGAAUACCUGAGACUCAAUUGUGUGCACGCACGCACGCACGCACGCACGCUCCGACAACGCACAAACUUAUUUACCACUGUUGUGACUUUUUUUGAAUAGCCUACAUUUUGUAGCCAUGCUUUUAUCUGCGUGUAAAUUUGCGGCAUAUGUUUUAUGAGUCAAUGGCAUUUGACGCUUUCCCUGCAAGGAAUUUGUGACUGUAGGCUGGUAUCGUUCCCCAUGAUGCAGUAUGGAUGCCCGAUGAUGCGCGGGACUUGGUGGAUUUUCUAAAGGGGAUCGGAAUGACAUUUGAGUAAACCCCCGUGGACCGUAAAUUCGAUUUUCUCCACCCGGUUCCUUUUGCACCAAACAGCUGCACACAACUCGACAUCUGUCCAACGAUUCUGGGCUCGGUUUCGGUUCGGCUCGCCCGCGAGGGAGAUGGCCGCAAUCGCCAGCUCCUUGAUCCGACAGAAACGCCAGGCGAGGGAGUCAAACAGUGACCGGGUCUCCACUACUAAACGGCGCCCCAGCCCCAGCAAAGACCCACGUUCCAUAUGCGAGCGGCAUUUCUUGGGGGUCUUCAGCAAAGUCCGUUUCUGCAGUGGCAAGAAAAGACCAGCCGCUCGGCGGCGACCAGAUGCACCCUCCAAACCUCCACAGGUGUCCCGUAAGGGCGGCAGGCUAGAGCCGCAGUUGAAAGGCAUCGUGACACGAUUGUUCAGCCAGCAGGGCUUCUACCUGCAGAUGCAGCUGGACGGCUCUAUCGAUGGCAGCAAGGACGAGAACAGCGACUACACACUGUUUAAUCUAAUUCCUGUGGGUCUGAGGGUGGUGGCCAUCCAAGGGGUGAAGGCCGGCCUCUACAUUGGAAUGAACGGAGAAGGAUUCCUCUACAGCUCAGAAAUGUUCACGCCGGAGUGCAAGUUUAAGGAGUCGGUGUUUGAGAAUUACUACGUGAUCUACUCGUCCACUGUGUACCGGCAGCAGGAGUCCGGUCGGGCCUGGUUUCUAGGCCUUACCAAGGAAGGCCAGGUCAUGAAGGGGAACAGGGUCAAGAAAACCAAGCCCUCCUCACACUUUGUCCCCAGGCCCAUUGAAGUGUGUAUGUACAGGGAGCCGUCGCUGCAUGAGAUCGAGGAGAAACAGCGCUCCAGGAAGAGCUCAGGGACUCCCACCAUGAACGGAGGGAAAGCUGUCAACCAGAACUCCUAGCAGCAGGGCCCCAAGGGUGGGGGGCCCGGGUCCCCCCUCUCUUAAAUAGAGGGGAGAGAGGCUACAGACCCCCUCACCAACAUGCCCUCUGAAGGGAUGGGCCGCCACGAGGGGGAGGAGCUACACCCAAGAUGACAAAAAACUGAACUCUCGCCUGUGAAAAUCUUUUAGACGAAUAUCAAGAUAAACCCAGAGGAAAA